AUGCCCUAUGGCCCUCCGGCCGCGGCCGCCAACAGCCCAGCCGCAACUGUAAACUGGUCCACCUUCCGCAUGCUAUGCCACCUCGCCGUGUCCCCUAAGCUAGACCGGUUUCUUCGACAAUCCCCCUAUAGUGUCCUAUCUUCCGAGAUCUCGCGUUUGACCGAGCGUGGCGACGACCAUGAUUUAGGCUUUUCUGGUCUCGAGCUACUCCCUGCCUACUAA
Molecule: messenger RNA, 222 nt
Organism: Penicillium psychrosexuale
Lineage: Eukaryota; Fungi; Ascomycota; Eurotiomycetes; Eurotiales; Aspergillaceae
Exons: 1
Coding region: 1-222 (73 amino acids)
Source: RefSeq, a predicted model, not a curated record